AUGUCCAACGGCUACCCUGCUUCGCCCGUCGCCUAUGAUACCCACGCUGAUCGCGAAGUGGUAACUCAGCGCGAACGCAGCCCCUCCGAACCCAUGGAAUCCCAUCCCGUCUCCGAGUCCUCCCCCGAGCCCGAUGCCGCGGACGACUCAUAUGACGGCGCAUCUGCUGAUUCAGACGCGGAAGAUGAUGCGGCGGCAGACAACAGCGAGGAUGAUGCCAAUUCCUACAGCCGUGAAAACUCUUCAUCUCCUCAUCCCGACCGCGGUUCCAAGCGGAUAUCGUCACCACAGAGUGAGACCGAUCUGAUAAGACAAAAUCCCGAUUUGUACGGACUUCGUCGAAGUGGUCGUGCUCGUACUACGCGCAAUGUCGCCGACUCAUCUGAUUCAGAUUCCGACGUUGUUGCGCCGCGUGCAAAGCGUCGGCGCAACGAAGCCUCUCACCAACCCUCCAAAGCCUCCCGAUCCGUCACAGUGUCGUCGCUCUCGGAAACAGACAGUGAUGAGUACGGCGGAAAAAGGGCCCGUGCUAGCAAGGCCAGAAGGCGACGUCUCCACCAAGAUGACAGCAAUGAACCUUCAUUAAACGAGGUUCGCUUCUCAACCCGAACCGCUAAAAAGGUCUCAAACUAUAACGAAGACGAUGGCGAAGACGAGGCCAUGUUUGAAGCAGACCCCGAAGACCUUCCACCCAACUACUGGGCGGAAAGCUACGCGGAGGAUAACCGGCCUGCUGUCGACGUCGUUCUCAACCACCGCCUCAAGGAGGGCGUCGACCCUAAAUCCCAUGAGCUCGAUCGCAACGACUUUGAAUUUUGUAUCAAGUGGCAGGACAAAUCACAUUACCAUGCCACAUGGGAAAGCAACGAAGAUAUGCCGAACUUCCGUAGCACGCGACGUGUGGACAACUACGUUCGGAAAGUGCUCAACGAAGAUAUUCGGUUGCAAUAUGAUGGCGACGCUCCUCCAGAGGACCGUGAAAAAUGGAACCUUGAUCGUGAACGAGACGUCGAGGCCAUUGAAGACUACAAAAUGGUUGAGAGGGUCAUUGGUGUGCGUGAUGGUGAAGAUGGCACCACGGAAUACCUUGUCAAAUGGAAACGUCUGCUCUAUGACUCCUGUACUUGGGAGCCCGAGGACCUGAUCAGUGAGAUUGCGCAACCUGAGAUCGACCGGUUCCUGGACCGCACCGCUCGUCAGCCUUUCUCCGACAAGAACGAGACAACUAUCCCCACACGUAAACCCUUUGAGCCCAUCCACGGCGGUACGCCCAGCUUUUUGCAAAAUGGAGAGCUUAAGGAUUUUCAAAUCAAAGGCCUCAACUUCCUAGCCUUUAACUGGGUCAGGGGGCGAAAUGUCGUCUUGGCCGAUGAAAUGGGUCUGGGUAAGACCGUCCAGACGGUCUCAUUUAUCAACUGGAUGCGCCAUGUCCGACGGCAGCAAGGACCUUUCAUCGUCAUCGUACCCUUAUCCACCAUGCCGGCUUGGGCUGACACAUUUGAUCACUGGACACCCGACCUCAACUAUGUUGUAUACAACGGUAGCGAAAAGGCGCGUUCCGUCCUCCGCGACUAUGAACUGAUGGUCGAUGGAAACCCCAAACGACCCAAAUUCCAUGUCUUGUUGACUACUUACGAAUAUGCAAUGAAUGAUUCACCUUUCCUCGGUCAAUUCAAGUGGCAGUUCAUGGCCGUUGAUGAAGCACAUCGUCUCAAGAACCGUGAUUCGCAACUUUACAUAAAGCUGUUCGAAUGGAAGUGUCAGGCUCGUCUUUUGAUUACUGGUACACCAAUUCAGAACAACCUCGCUGAGCUAUCCGCUUUGAUGGACUUUUUGAACCCUGGUCUUAUUGAAGUUGAUGUUGACAUGGAUUUGAAUUCCGAGGCAGCAUCGCAAAAGCUCGCCGAGUUGACAGACGCUAUCCAACCUUACAUGCUGCGGCGUACCAAGUCUAAGGUCGAGUCUGACCUUCCUCCCAAGACUGAAAAGAUCAUUCGAGUGGAGCUUUCCGAUGUGCAACUGGAAUACUACAAAAACAUCUUGACAAAAAAUUAUGCAGCGUUGAACGACGGGAACAAGGGAAUGAAACAGUCUCUUUUGAACAUCAUGAUGGAGUUGAAAAAGGCGAGCAACCAUCCAUUUAUGUUCCCCAACGCAGAAGCAAAGAUUUUGGAAGGCAGUAGUCGCCGAGAAGAUAUCCUUCGUGCCAUGAUCACUAGUAGUGGAAAGAUGAUGCUCCUUGACCAGCUCCUUCGCAAGUUAAGCGUUGAUGGCCAUCGUGUCUUGAUCUUCUGCCAAAUGGUUGGUAUGCUCAACAUUUUGAGUGAGUACAUGGAGUACCGUGGUUACAAAUACCAACGGCUUGAUGGAACUAUCCCAUCUGCUGCUCGUCGGUUGGCAAUUGAGCACUACAAUGCUCCUGGUAGUACCGACUUUGCGUUCCUUCUCUCAACUCGUGCAGGUGGUCUUGGUAUCAACCUUAUGACCGCAGACACUGUUGUGUUGUUUGAUUCUGAUUGGAACCCCCAGGCUGAUCUGCAAGCCAUGGCACGAGCCCAUCGUAUCGGUCAGACCAGACCUGUCAGUGUCUACCGCCUUGUCUCAAAAGAUACCAUCGAAGAAGAAGUCAUUGAACGAGCUCGCAACAAGCUUUUGCUCGAGUUCAUCACUAUUCAACGCGGUGUCACGGACAAGGAGGCCACGGAUAUGCAGAACAAGAUGGCUCGCGUGGUUGCGGAGCCUAAUUCCACAGACGAUAUCUCUCGGAUCCUCAAGCGCCGUGGCCAGAAGAUGUUUGAACAAACAGAUAACCAGAAGAAGCUGGAGCAGCUUGAUAUCGACUCUGUUCUUGCGAACGCAGAACUGCACCAGACCGAAGAGGCAGAGCAAAUCCAAGCCGAUGGUGGUGAAGAGUUCUUGAAAGCGUUUGACUUCGUUGAUAUUAAAGUCGAUGAUCUCACCUGGGACGACAUUAUUCCCAAGGAACAGUUGGAGGAAAUCAAGGCCGAAGAAAAGCGCAAGGAUGAUGAUCAUUACCUUGCUGAGGUCAUUGAGCAAAAUCGACCUCGUAAGCGUCAUGCACCCACAGAUACCCCGGAUUCACGAGAGGAACGCAAGGCGAAGCGUCUCGCAAGGGCUCAAGUCCAAAUCGACGAUGGUGAAGAUGAAAGUCCUUCUUUGGAUCCUAAACGUCCCCUUGGAGAGAAAGAAUACCGUGCACUCUCUCGUGCUUUCCUUCGCUUUGGAGAUAUGGAUGACUCCGAGGACCUCAUUCUUGAAGACGCUCGAUUGCAAACUCGGGAUCGGGCUACCGUUCGUGCCGCUCUUCGUGAAAUUACCGACAAAGCCAAUGCGCUUGUGCAAGCCAGCCUGGAUCAAUUGGACGCCUUGAAACAAGCGGGCAAAAACCCAACUAAAAAGGAACAAAAGGCCGUCUUGUUUGACCACCACGGCGUCAAGCGACUGAAUGCAUGGACUAUUGUAGAGCGCCCCCCUGACAUGCGCUUGAUCCGGAGUAUCACUAGCUCCUUGCCUGAUUUUAGGACAUUUCGUCUUCCCGAGGCUACCAAGCUGGCAGAUUACAGUUGUCAGUGGGGUGCACGUGAAGACGGAAUGCUGCUCGUCGGUAUCGCACGCCACGGAUUUGGUGCGUGGACUCAGAUUCGCGACGACACUGAGCUUGGUCUUGGCGACAAGUUCUUCCUCGAAGAGCACCGAGUAGAGCGUAAGACGCAGCGCCUGCAGACCGAGGAGAAGGCAACUAAGUCACCCGGUGCUGUCCACCUUGUUAGGCGAGCUGAAUAUCUCAUGUCAGUAUUGAGAAACAAGUACAACAAUAAUGCCACCGCGAGGAGGGCCGUUGACAACCAUCACCGCAAUAACAAGCGAAACUCGCGCCUGUCCGGCAGCGGCAGUGUCUCUGCCUCGCCGGCGCCCUCAAGUUCUCGCAGGCCUGAGAAUCCUCGCAAGGGUCACCGCGAAUCUGACCGUCCACGGCCACGGCCGCAUGGCGGCCGGGAAGGUGAUCGUCACCAUACUCCAAGCCAUGAAUCUCGUCCGAGAUCCGGUAUGGAUAUCGACCGCCCUCGUCACCGCCUUUCCGAUGCCUCGAACGACGAGCUCCGUCGGCGUAGAGGGCACGAAAACGGUGGGUCGAACAAGGAGGAUAUGGCCUUCAUGUUUUUCAAGCCUGUUGUUGGUACCCUCAAGCAAGUGUCAAUGAUCACCGCCAAGAAUUACCCAAAUAAGAAUGAGAGGGCUCAAAAGCUCCGCCUCACUCUUGUGAAGAUUGGUGAAUUCAUUGGCACUACUCUGGAGGGCUCGCAAUCGAUGCCCUCCUUGGAGCUCCGCUUAUGGGAUCAUGUUUCGCUCAAUUACUGGCCCAACAAGGACGCAAGUGGAGCCAAGCUCCAGCUGAUGUUCAACAAGGUCAUGGAGGCAAGUAAAGCGAAGCCCUCCAAUGGCACAUCGACUUGA
Molecule: messenger RNA, 4476 nt
Organism: Penicillium soppii
Lineage: Eukaryota; Fungi; Ascomycota; Eurotiomycetes; Eurotiales; Aspergillaceae
Product: chromatin-remodeling ATPase CHD1
Exons: 2
Coding region: 1-4476 (1491 amino acids)
Biological process (GO): regulation of transcription by RNA polymerase II; nucleosome organization
Cellular component (GO): chromatin; nucleus
Molecular function (GO): DNA binding; ATP binding; ATP-dependent chromatin remodeler activity
Source: RefSeq, a predicted model, not a curated record